GCGCCACCUGGGCGUUCGCGGAAGAGCCCAAAGUUUGCCGCGGCCGGGAGUCGCCGCCCGCCGGGAACCCGGGGCCCGUCGCGCUUCCCGGUAUUGUUGGCCAACUUUGCUCGUCUCCCCCGCGGCCCCCACCUCGGCGGAGGCCGGGGUCGCGGAGCGCAGCGCUCGGGCCGGCCGAGCGGGCAUGGGCGGGGGCCGGAGCGGGGACGGGGAGCCGGGGCCCGCAGCCCGAACCGGGCAGCGGCGGCGCUGAGGGGGGCGGACCUCCCCGCCGGGGCACCUCCGACGCCAGCAUGCCGCGUCCGGGCCCCCGCCUGUGGCUGGUCCUGCAGGUGAUGGGUUCGUGCGCCGCCAUCAGCUCCAUGGACAUGGAGCGCCCGGGCGACGGCAAGUGCCAGCCCAUCGAGAUCCCGAUGUGCAAGGACAUUGGCUACAACAUGACCCGCAUGCCCAACCUGAUGGGCCACGAGAACCAGCGCGAGGCCGCCAUCCAGCUGCACGAGUUCGCGCCGCUGGUGGAGUACGGCUGCCACGGCCACCUCCGCUUCUUCCUGUGCUCUCUGUACGCGCCCAUGUGCACCGAGCAAGUCUCCACCCCCAUCCCCGCCUGCCGGGUCAUGUGCGAGCAGGCCCGGCUCAAGUGCUCCCCGAUCAUGGAGCAGUUCAACUUCAAGUGGCCCGACUCGCUGGACUGCAGCAAGCUCCCCAGCAAGAACGACCCCAACUACCUGUGCAUGGAGGCGCCCAACAACGGCUCAGACGAGCCCUCCCGGGGCUCCGGCCUGUUCCCGCCCCUCUUCCGGCCGCAGCGGCCGCACAGCGCGCAGGAGCACUCGCUCAGGGACGCGGGCCCGGGGCGCGCCAGCUGCGACAACCCGGGCAAGUUCCACCACGUGGAGAAGAGCGCGGCGUGCGCGCCGCUGUGCACGCCCGGCGUGGACGUGUACUGGAGCCGCGGCGACAAGCGCUUCGCCGUGGUGUGGCUGGCCGUCUGGGCUGUGCUGUGCUUCUUCUCCAGCGCCUUCACCGUGCUCACCUUCCUCAUCGACCCGGCGCGCUUCAGGUACCCCGAGCGCCCCAUCAUCUUCCUGUCCAUGUGCUACUGCGUCUACUCCGUGGGCUACAUCAUCCGCCUCUUUGCCGGCGCGGAGAGCAUCGCUUGUGACCGGGACAGCGGGCAGCUCUACGUCAUCCAGGAGGGGCUGGAGAGCACGGGCUGCACCCUGGUCUUCCUGGUCCUCUACUACUUCGGGAUGGCCAGCUCGCUGUGGUGGGUGAUUCUCACGCUCACCUGGUUCCUGGCCGCAGGCAAGAAGUGGGGGCACGAGGCCAUCGAGGCCAACAGCAGCUAUUUCCACCUGGCAGCCUGGGCCAUCCCCGCCGUGAAGACCAUCCUGAUCCUGGUGAUGCGCAGGGUGGCGGGCGACGAGCUCACCGGCGUGUGCUACGUGGGCAGCAUGGACGUGAACGCCCUCACCGGCUUCGUGCUCGUCCCGCUGGCCUGCUACCUGGUCAUCGGCACGUCCUUCCUCCUGUCCGGCUUCGUGGCGCUCUUCCAUAUCCGCAGGGUGAUGAAGACGGGCGGGGAGAACACGGACAAGCUGGAGAAGCUCAUGGUAAGGAUUGGCGUCUUCUCCGUGCUCUACACCGUGCCGGCCACCUGUGUGAUUGCCUGCUACUUUUACGAGCGCCUCAACAUGGAGUACUGGAAAAUCCUGGCCACCCAGCACAAGUGCAGAAUGAACAACCAGACCAAGACUCUGGACUGUCUGAUGGCCGCUUCCAUCCCGGCCGUGGAGAUCUUCAUGGUGAAGAUCUUCAUGCUGCUGGUGGUGGGUAUCACCAGCGGGAUGUGGAUCUGGACGUCCAAAACCCUGCAGUCGUGGCAGAACGUCUGCAGCCGCAGGUUCAAGAAGAAGAGCAGGAGGAAACCCGCCAGUGUGCUCACCAGCGGUGGGAUUUACAAAAAAGCCCAGCAUCCCCAGAAAACCCAUCUCGGAAAAUAUGAAAUCCCUGCCCAGCCUCCCACCUGUGUGUGAGCUGGCUUGUAGGGGGGGGGGGGGAGACGGGGAGCUGGGGAGGGAAGGGGCCUGAGUGGAAAACUUUCCCGGACAGGAUACCCUGGCAGUCAGAGCCAUGCCAAAACGUGGUGCUUUUCCUGGUUGGUGUUUUUUGUUUUGGGGUUUUGUUUUUGUUUUUGUUUUGUUUUUUAAUAAAAGUAAAAGAAAAAAGUUUUUACCCUGAAAUUCAGGAUGCUGUGAUACACUGAAAGUUAAAGAUGUGCUUCCAAGUUUUUUUGUUUGGUUUGGUUUCCAGAAGGAGAGCUCCCCAGUUAAGCAGCCUCUCCGGUAACUGGUUUGCAAUCAAGUCAAGCCCCAGAAGAAACUUUUGUUUCGAAGCUUCCUUACAAACAGAGCUGUGUAUAUGCUCUGAGUUGGCUUUGCUACCCAUUUACAAGUCAGAGGAGAGGUAACUUCUUUGGACGGUAAAGGACUUCUGCUGGGAGCACGGAGGGUCAGAGGAGGGGGAGAGAGCAAGAGAGGCAAAGAAGGCUGUGUGUGGGACAGCAGCGUCUGUGCAGACAGGAAGAAAGGGGAGCCCCGACGAUUUAACACACUCCAGUGCAUUUGGAGUCACUUAAAAUAGACUCCAGCCUUCACAAACGGGUCUUUCUCCAAGACAGAAACUUCCAAACCUAACAUUUGCAACUGCAAACAAUGUGCAAUACAUUUCUUCCCUCUUUCCGUGAAAAUGAAAAGAGAAACAAGUAUUUUGCUGUACAUAAAGACAACAAAAGAAAUCCCAACAAAAGCAGGGAGAGGCCCAGCCCUCAGAAACCCUCUAGUGUUACAUUUUGUGGCUUUUUAAUGGAAACCAAGCCAAUGUUAUACACGUUUGGACUGAUUUGUGGAAAGGGGGGGGAGGGGAGAAAGAUCAUUCAAAAGUAUCCAAAGGGGUUAUUGACUCUUUCUAUUGUUAGACAAAUGGUUUCCAUGAAUAGUUCAUGAAGCACUACACAAAUCUAGUUGAUUCUCCCCACACCCCAGGGAAGAGCGGUCCUGCUUGUGUAUAUUUGUAAUAUAUGAUAUUUUUCAUG
Molecule: messenger RNA, 3097 nt
Organism: Mustela erminea (ermine)
Lineage: Eukaryota; Metazoa; Chordata; Mammalia; Carnivora; Mustelidae
Gene: FZD10
Product: frizzled class receptor 10
Exons: 2
Coding region: 294-2039 (581 amino acids)
Biological process (GO): canonical Wnt signaling pathway; non-canonical Wnt signaling pathway
Cellular component (GO): plasma membrane
Molecular function (GO): Wnt-protein binding; Wnt receptor activity
Source: RefSeq, a predicted model, not a curated record